This is a messenger RNA of Symbiodinium necroappetens, 1095 nucleotides long. The record is from the annotation of a GenBank genome assembly. Lineage: Eukaryota; Dinophyceae; Suessiales; Symbiodiniaceae.
AUGGCAUCCCCAACCUCCCGCGAUGCCGCCGUCGACUACAAGGGCCUGGGCCACAAGCAGGCCCAGCCGGAGACCCGCACCUCCCGCAAGUGGUACCUCGUCGGUGCUGGCCUGGCACUGAUGGGCGUGGUUGGGGUGACCGCCAAGGCGGCUCACUCCGGCGGCGCCUUGUUUUCCUCGAGUGCCACGAGGGGAGGUGCGAUCCAGGAGACACAGACUUGGGAGGAGCUGCCCGGCAUCGACAAGGUGAUCCGAAAGGCCCAGAGCUUGAAGCAGGACAAGCCCUUGCGCAACUUGCAGGAUCUCUUCUAUGACUCGCAGCCGGAGGAGUUGCCCUGGAUCCGCACGGAGUGCGUCAUUGACACCGUCCAGGCUGCCGCCUACCUUGGCCAGGCUGUCGUGUUCCUCUACAAGGCCAUUGACUACGAUGGCCUUGAGUGCCCCAACAACUCUCCUGUUGGAUGCGCUGCCAGCGUCGCAGGCUUCAUCACGUCCAUCAGCUGGAUCGCCUCGUACCUGUCCUUUGCCGCGAACGCCUGCGGCCAGGCUGUCAACAACGGUGCGCUAUGUGCUGGCGAUUUCACUGCUCUCAUGGCCAACUUCGGCGAGAUCGCCACUGUGGGUGCCGCUGCCAGGGCAGACUGCGACUUCGGCAAGAAUGCCCUCCAGAUCCUCACACGCACGGAGACGAUCUCCCCUCCCUGGAAGGAGUUCGUCCCGGCAGGAGCUUCGCCGGCGGUCGACAAGGCCUUGAAGAUCAAGGGCCACAAGGACCAGCAGCGCAACCGUGACUACGACAUCGUGCAGUGCGCCGUGGACGUCACCAACUCCGCUUCCUACAUCGUCCGAGUGAUCCUCCAGAUUCGUGCCGCGGGCAGCGCUUGUGCGGACCCCAAGUCCUGCGCCGUUGGCAUCAUGAACAUCAUCUCCUCCUUCGCCUGGAUCUCCCAGUUCACGGCCCUCGCCGUCUCGGACUGCCAGGUGGGCGCCGACCAGAAGGCCCUGUGCACAGCAGACAUCUCCGACAUGGUGGCCGCGCUCACCAAUGGCCCGGCUGCCGGCAUCGCCUCCACCUCGGACUGUGCUGACCUCUAA